AGGCUGCAACUAUAACUCCCAGGGUACUUAGCAUUUGUCGCAUGGUGAUGACAGGCUGAAAGUUAGUGUCGACUUGAACAUGGCGUUUUUAGGGAAAAUUGGGUCUUUCCUGAAGAAUGCUUGGGCAAAGGAACCAGUAAUUGUGGUAUCCUUUGGAAUUGGUGGCCUAGCGGUCAUCCUGCCCUUCAUUAGUCCCUACACAAAGUAUACAUCAAUGAUCAAUGCAUCUACCCCCUACAAUUACCCAGUUCCUGUAAGAGAUGAUGGGAACAUGCCAGAUGUCCCAAGCCACCCCUGUGAAAAGAUUGGCCCAAACCUUGAAUGGCUGAAGAAGCUGUGAAACAGGAUGAAACUAUCUACAGAAUUUCAAAAACUGAUCAGACUUUUAUUUAAAAUAAAACUAAAAUCUACAUUAA
Molecule: messenger RNA, 416 nt
Organism: Protopterus annectens (West African lungfish)
Lineage: Eukaryota; Metazoa; Chordata; Ceratodontiformes; Protopteridae
Gene: NDUFA3
Product: NADH:ubiquinone oxidoreductase subunit A3
Exons: 4
Coding region: 80-340 (86 amino acids)
Cellular component (GO): mitochondrial inner membrane
Source: RefSeq, a predicted model, not a curated record